GUGGUCACUACGGAACACAAACACUCCGAGUCUGUCAGUAGAGUUUGUAGCGUUAGCAAGUAGGAGCAAACUUCUUCAGCAAUGGGUUUCUGUUCUUGUACCACCAAGUACAUCCUCUUCUUCUUCAACCUCGCCUGUGCUCUCCUAGGGCUCUUAGUGCUUGGUGUAAGCAUAUACGCCAAUAUCCAUGGCAGAUCCUUAAAGGCCUUUCUCCAGGGAGAGAUCACCAUCACUUCUAUCUUCCUCAUUUGUAUUGGAGCGGCUGUCUUCCUGAUAGCGUUCUUCGGAUGUUGCGGAGCAAUCAGGGAAGACCACUGCUUCCUUAAUACCUAUGGAGUGAUCUUGUCAAUCUUGCUCUUAGCACAGAUAGCGCUGGGUGUCCUCGCUUUGGUAUACAAAUCAAGGUUCCCAGAUACAUUCUCUAAAUAUUUAGAUGAAACAUUUCAUAAAGCUAUUUCAGAUGAUAAGGAUGCUAUUCAAAAUAUGUCUGAAAUCCAAGCAGGCUUGGAGUGCUGUGGAGUCACAGAUUUUAAUGACUACACAAGCAAUAAAAAGGAUAUCCCUGCUUCCUGCUGCAUGAGUCGGCAACAAAAUAACAGCACUUGUACUUCAAAUGAAGCUUACCAACAAGGAUGUAAAGUGGCCGGAAUUGAACUCAUUAAGUUUUCCCUUCAGAUUUUAGGAAUUAUUGCUUUAACUGUUGGUGGUGUUGAGCUGCUUGGUGUUAUACUCGCUUUCUGUCUUGCAAGCUCAAUCAAGAGAAACGAAAUGCGUGGAUAUGCUUGAAAAUGUCCGUAAACCAAGAAUGGGCCCUUAUAUUGUCAAGGGCAGGAUGCAUUUGUACAUUUUAUUUUAUUAAAAAUACAUUCUAUUAUAGUUUUUAAUUUAGUUAUAAGUAAAUUAUUUUUAUUGACAUAAAUUGAAUGUAUAAAUAAUUAAGAAACCUGGUUUUAUUUUAAAAUUAUAAACUUCUUAAUUGUUGAAGAAAAUGAGUAAUUUUAUAAGUAAGAUAUAAACAUAAAGUGAAACUUAAUGUAUGUAAUCAAAAUCACUUUUAAGCACUGAAGUAUUUUUAUGUAUUAGAUGUUUUUGCUGUUUUUGCCAUAUUGUAUGAACAUUAUUACAAGAUUUGUACAUUCCACAGUGAAUUUAAAGUAUUAAAUGUAUUUGAAUUUAGACAUUUUUCUGAAAGCAAUGUCUAUUUUUUUGAGUAAAAAGAAAAAGCACUCAUGCUUUUAAAAGGCUAUUAAACUCGAUUAAAUUAUUAUAUUUGUUUUUAUUUCCCCUUAAUAUAAUGAAUAUUGUCUUUAUUAUAUUCUCAACUAAUAUUUCUUAAAAAAAAAAAAUAAAUAUUGCAUCAAACCAUGGUAUAAAUGGUCAUUUAUUUAUAAGGGUAAGAAAAUAUCGCGCUUGUAAUAAUAGAUGCAUGGGCACUACUUAUAUAAUCAUACAAGAGAAUUAUGGUGAAUUUGAGAGUAGAAAUUUAAUUAUAUAAAUAAUAAGUAAAAUUCAUAUUUAAAACCUAUAAAAGAAAGAAAAAAGAUAAGAGCGAGUUUUCAUGACUUUCAAUUUAUAUUAAUGUUUUGGAAAUGUAUCACUUAGAAUAGAAGGUUGUACUUUGAAAAAGUUUUCUUCUGUCCUAGUGACUUAACUACGAUAUUUUAUCACAGAACACGUGCACAUUUAGAUUGGAAUAAACAAAUCGUGAAUUGUUGCUUUUAACUUUGACUACUUGUAUUAUUUUUUUCUAUUAUUCAAUAUGUGGAUAAGAAAAAAUGUAUAAUUUACUAUUUUUAUCUACAAAUAAUAAGUUAAUGAGGCUUUAACAUCUUGUAUUAAAAAAUUGAGACAAGUAAAUGUUAGAACUGUUGGAAUUUAAUAGUCAAAUUUAAAAAAACUUAAUUCACUUUCUAUAUUAUUUCUCUGCUAAUAUUUUGUAAACUUUUAUGAAAAAUUUAAUUUUUACAAAUAUUUCAGUAAUUGUUUAAACACUGAAGUUGUUUGUGAUAUGGUUAUUAUCAAAUUAGCUUACUUAUAUUAGGUAUUUUUAAUUGAAUUUAGUCCAGUAUUGCUAAUAGUCUUAGUAUUUUGGAACACUAUUGAAUGCAGUCAUAAUUAUUAUAAGCAGUCGCUUAAGGCCUCAUAUAACAAAGGGUUCCAUAGAGACUCCAGGGUUUUUAAUUACCACAGCUUAACGUUUUUUGAAAUGGGCACUGAGGUUUAAUAAUAUUUAUAUAAAAUGAACAAACUUUUUAUAUGUAUGUACAAAAAUUGACAAUUUAUUGCCUACACAUUACAUCCUUUAAUUGUUAGUCUAAAUCUUAUUUUUCUUAGGACCCUCAAAAUAUUUUUGUCAAUCAGAGUCUCCAUUUGUCUUGAUCCAUCCUUAUUUUUUUUCAUAAUUUGAUUAACUGACUUAAAAAAAAAGAGUAGGGUUAGACACAUAUAAAUUUAAAAACAGAUUGCAUUCUCAGUUAUCACAUUACAUUUUUUUUUGCAAUAAAAAAUUAUUACAUAAUUAUUGAAUCAUCACUAAUUUUUUUGUGAUUAUCUUCUUGUAAUAAAACAGUAUUUUAA
Molecule: messenger RNA, 2577 nt
Organism: Nezara viridula (southern green stink bug)
Lineage: Eukaryota; Metazoa; Arthropoda; Insecta; Hemiptera; Pentatomidae
Source: the annotation of a GenBank genome assembly